Malus domestica (apple) is the source of this 1656-nucleotide messenger RNA. RefSeq names its product inactive protein RESTRICTED TEV MOVEMENT 2-like. Lineage: Eukaryota; Viridiplantae; Streptophyta; Magnoliopsida; Rosales; Rosaceae. The record is from RefSeq and is a predicted model, not a curated record.
GAUUUAAACAGUUGCAGCAGCCCUAAUUAACAAGCAAUGAAUAUGUGCUUACUUUGUUCAUAUGCUCACCUAACAUUUCCCUCAAUUCAAUAACCACAUUCUUCUACCCCUUUUUAUGAAAUAAAAAUUUGAGUUUCCGAAAUUGAUAUCUAACACGAAAAACCACCAAUGGAUCUAGAAUUAGGACUCAAGAUCACCCACAGCGUAGACGAUCAUGUUUCGUCUGCCAACCUUCGGAUUGCCAAGGACAAAUCCGGUCCUAUUUUCGUGUCUAAGGAAACCGAAACCAUGUUCAUCCUCACUGCCCAUCUCAAAGGUUAUAGAAGAGAGCGUGUACAUAUCGACAUAAACGAAGAUGGGACUCAGAUUGGAAUCAGUGGGGAGAAGCCAGUUCAAGAGAAGGUUAUGUCAGGAUGGAUAAUGUACAAGAAAGAGGUGGAGAUGAGGGGUUUCCGAAAAGUCUUUCGAAUUCCGGAUAGAGUGGUUUUGGAUCGAAUCAAGGCCAAGUUUAAUGCACACGAAUCAACUCUCACGAUCGUCAUGCCAAAAUCGGUGAAAGGAAUUCGCGGGGUUGAGAUCGAGGAAGUGAAAGAAGAUGAAGUGGAUAUAGGGAGACAGCAGCUCACAAAACCUCCUGCGGCUGGAGAAGUCUCUGAAAAAUAUGGUUUUAGGGGGAAAAUUGAGGACCAAUUUGGUGAGCUUGAGAAAAAGAAAGUAGAAGAAAAUCAUCGAACAGAUGCGAAAGGGGUUGAUGAAGAGGGCUCCAAGAAAGAAAUUGUAGCUGAUGGAGCUAUCGAAAAGGAUGCGAGCAGAGGCGUAGUGCAGGAAGAAGCUAAAGAUUCAAAGACUCAAAGUAUGCAACACCAAACAAAAUCUGUUUCGGAACACAGUGAAGAGCUAAAAGUUGCAAAGGUUAAAGAAGCUGAUGGAGUUGAGAAAGAGAAAGUUGAAAGAAAGGAACUCGGAAGAGACCAAAUUGUAGCGGACAAGGCUCCAAGGAUCAGCAAGGAUGCUGAAGAGCCAGUGAAUGUGGAUAAAACCAGUGAAGUAACUCAUGAAGUUACAAGGUCAUUACAAGAAGCUCAGGCAAUUGCUAAGCAUGAAACAGCUGAAGAAUACUCUACUGCAGAGCCCGAAAUAGAAACACCAAAGGCGGGGAUUGAGGAACACGUUAGAAGUAGACCAGAGAGCGGCAAAUCAUCAAAACUUGCACAAGACAGAAGAGCAACACAAGAAGAAGCACAAGUCGGACACGAAAAGAAUACGGACGGAGUUCGUAAAGAAGGUGAUAUUGUUCAGCAGCUACCAAAGCAAGAACCCAUCGAAAAAGGUCACGAAAACAAAAUCGAAGAAGUAUCAAAGAAUGAAGAACAAAAUGAAGAGAAGGAAGAGGAUGAAUCUUCCGAAACGGAGGAACAAGGUGAUGUGGCUGAUGAGGAAUCAAGUGAGGAUAUGGGGAAGAAGGAUGGUUUGGAAAAGUCUAAUCUGCUGUGCUCUCCUUUUAUCAUUGCAGGUUCAGCCCUUAUUGUGUCCCUGCUGGUGCUAGCAAUCAGCAGGAUUAGAACCAGAAAAAUAUAGCUUCUAAUCUGUGUGUAGAGUUAAGAGACCUCCGACUCUCACUUCCUCUGUUAUAAUUGAUAUUCAAUUUUUUACUUA